AUGGCCGCUCUCGACAACGAGAAGCUCGGCCUUGUGUUUGGGGCUCGUCCCGACAUCCUCGAGGGGAUCAAACAAGCUGCAGAUACCCCAGAACGGAUCACCCUCUUCAACUCGAUCGCAAGCUUCGUCUCCGACCAACAAGCUCACGACCCCUCAGUCGAGCCUAGCGCAAAACGAAGACGGGUCGAGGGAAACGAUGGAGCAGUCGGCGAGAAUGGCACUAUAAGUGAACACGGCAUGUUGCCACCACCCACACAAGCGGCCGUCACCGGAACACAGCAAACACCUGCCGUUGGCGCUGGUGCCGGCUCCUUGCUGAUUGAUAUGGCAAAUGCAGCGGCCAAAGAGGUCAUAUUGCUCGAGGUCAAGGAGAUCAGCGUAGCUAUUCCCCAGCGGAAGAAGUACGACCUGUGCUUCACCAAGAAUUAUCUGUACACGAAGCAGGUUGGCACAACAACACCAGUUCAAGGGAUGGUGUAUGACUGGAGUCAAAUAGAAUUCGUCUUCUACACACCCAUUCCCGAGAAGCAACAAUUACAUUUCAACUACAUCCUCUUCCCGCGCAACACAGCUCUCGCUUCGACGAAAUCGUUCCCUCCGGCCGACUUCGAACCACUCGUCUUCUCCGUGCCCACCAGCUCGCCAAAGCCAGGCAUCGUGGGGGGCUACGCAGCGCAGACCGCAUCCCAGGUGUCCGACAGCUACACCUCCCUCAUGCACUGGGCUAUCAACAGCCAGCUGCAGUCUGUUAACAAUACGACGGCCGCGAUCGUGGGAACCGACCCGCGGGUGUUUUUCAGCGCAGUGCGGCAGCCACACCGUCCGAAAGAGAGGGCUGUGUACAUCAAGGCUUUCAGGGGCAGCAAGGAUGGGUACCUGUUCUUCCUGCCCAAUGGUAUACUGUGGGGGUUCAAGAAGCCAUUGCUCUUCAUCCCGCUCGACAGGAUCAACGCCGUGUCAUACGUGAAUGUGCUGCAGAGGACGUUCAACAUGGUGGUGGAAGUCGACGUGUCACACGCACCUCAGCAGGAUCAGUCGAAGAUUGGAUCUUCGGGUGCCAAUUGGGAAGAAGACGAAGGUCCCAAGACCGAGGAGAUCGAGUUCGCUAUGAUAGACCAAGAAGAUUAUAGCACCAUCGACGAGACCUACGUAAGGCAGCACGGGCUGAACAACCGCUCCAUGGCCGAGGGCAGGAAGGCAAAGCGACAGCUUCGGGAGAAUUUCAAGGGUGAUCCCGCCGGUGCUGACGAUGCCGCUUCUGGCACAAAUACGAAUGGGGAGCAGCUUGGGGACAACCUCACACAGCUUGCCCUCGCCGAACUCGGGGAUGAGGACGAGGAUGAGGAGGACGAGGAAGACUACGACCCAGGCUCUGAGGGAGAGAGUGAGGGUGAAGGUGACUCCAGUGAAGAGGACGAUGAAGAUGAUGACGACGACGAGGAAGAUGACGAGGAGGCAGACGGCUACGACGAGGAAGGCGGUGAAGAGGAAGGAUAUGUUGAGGACCACGAGUGA
Molecule: messenger RNA, 1515 nt
Organism: Diaporthe amygdali
Lineage: Eukaryota; Fungi; Ascomycota; Sordariomycetes; Diaporthales; Diaporthaceae
Product: negative regulator of dna transposition
Exons: 3
Coding region: 1-1515 (504 amino acids)
Molecular function (GO): histone binding; nucleosome binding
Source: RefSeq, a predicted model, not a curated record